CCUAAAACUACGCUCAUCCUUAGUUACCUCCAUUAGCCAGCGCAUAUACGCAUACAAACAAACAACUGCUCUGCCACCCUCCCCCCUCUCUCUCCUGCGCCGGCAUCCUUUUACAUGGACGCCACCAGCCGGCCACCUAAACCACCGUGCUCCACCGCCACGCAGGGCCACAUCCACCACCGGAAGCAUGCUGCAUCGGUUGAACGCCGCCCUUCAUCACCCACUCCAAAAGCAUCGGACGCGCUUCCGCUGCCACUCUACCUCACUAACGCUGUUUUCUUCACUCUGUUCUUCUCGGUGGCGUAUUACCUCCUCCACCGGUGGCGAGACAAGAUCCGCAACUCUACUCCCCUUCACAUCGUUACUCUCUCUGAAAUUGCUGCUAUUGUUUCCCUCAUUGCCUCUUUCAUUUACCUCCUUGGAUUCUUCGGUAUCGAUUUUGUUCAGUCAUUUAUUGCACGCGCCUCCCAUGAAGCGUGGGACCUUGACGAUACGGAUCCCAACUACCUCAUCGAUGAAGAUCACCGUCUCAUCACCUGCCCUCCCGCUAGUAUAUCUACUAAGACUAACCUUGCUUCAGCAGCUCCCAAAUUGCCUACUUCGGUACCCUUAAUUACAUCAUUAGCUUCGGAGGAAGACGAAAUGAUUGUCAACUCCGUCGUGAAUGGAAUCAUACCCUCCUAUUCUCUGGAGUCGAAGCUUGGGGACUGCAAACGGGCGGCAGUGAUUCGGCGUGAGGCUUUGCAGAGGAUGACAGGGAGGUCGCUGGGAGGCCUGCCACUAGAAGGGUUUGAUUACGAGUCGAUUUUAGGGCAAUGCUGUGAAAUGCCAGUGGGGUACGUGCAGAUUCCGGUUGGGAUUGCGGGGCCGUUGUUACUGAACGGGCGGGAGUACUCUGUUCCGAUGGCUACCACUGAGGGUUGUUUGGUUGCAAGCACAAACAGAGGAUGUAAGGCGAUAUACUUGUCAGGUGGGAGUACCAGCGUGUUGUUGAAGGAUGGCAUGACAAGAGCGCCUGUCGUUAGAUUCGCGACGGCGACUAGAGCCGCGGAGUUGAAGUUCUUCUUGGAGGAUCCUGACAAUUUUGAUACCUUGGCCGUCGUUUUUAACAGGUCCAGUAGAUUUGCGAGGCUCCAAGGUAUCCAAUGCUCUAUUGCCGGUAAAAAUCUUUACAUGAGAUUCAGCUGCAGCACAGGCGACGCAAUGGGGAUGAACAUGGUUUCCAAAGGGGUUCAAAACGUUCUUGAAUUUCUUCAAAAUGAUUUUUCUGAUAUGGAUGUCAUUGGCAUCUCAGGAAAUUUUUGUUCGGAUAAGAAGCCUGCUGCUGUAAACUGGAUUGAAGGACGAGGCAAAUCAGUUGUUUGCGAGGCAAUUAUCAAGGAGGAGGUGGUGAAGAAGGUGUUGAAAACUAAGGUUGCAUCCCUAGUGGAGCUCAACAUGCUCAAGAAUCUGGCUGGUUCUGCCAUUGCUGGUGCUCUGGGUGGAUUUAAUGCUCAUGCAGGCAACAUCGUAUCUGCAAUCUUUAUUGCCACUGGUCAAGAUCCAGCACAGAACGUUGAGAGUUCUCAUUGCAUUACCAUGAUGGAAGCUGUCAAUGAUGGAAAGGAUCUCCACAUCUCUGUGACCAUGCCUUCCAUUGAGGUGGGUACCGUUGGAGGUGGAACUCAACUUGCAUCUCAGUCUGCUUGUCUCAAUUUGCUUGGUGUGAAGGGAGCAAGCGAAGAAUCUCCAGGAUCAAACUCAAGACUCCUGGCCACCAUAGUGGCUGGUUCAGUUUUGGCUGGUGAGCUUUCCUUGAUGUCUGCCAUUGCAGCUGGGCAGCUUGUCAGGAGUCACAUGAAAUACAACAGAUCCAGCAAAGAUGUGUCCAAAGCUGCAUCUUAGUGGGAACCUGGUCCCAGCAUGCAAAAUGAUCUACAAAUAAAAUGUGGCGGAGUUUAUUUGAGAGGUAUUGGGAGGGAGGGAGGGAGGGAGGAUAGAACAAGAGUUGGAGAGGGGGAAGGUCAAGGCUGUUGGUUUCCGUGUGUGAUUUUUUUUAGCUUUCAUAGCUGUAAAGUUUGCUGUUAGGUGAAGAAGUAUUGCUAAUCCUAAUCAUGCCUUCUCUCUCUCUCUCUCUCUCUCUCUCUCUCUCUCUCUCUCUCUCUUACUCGUGUGGUAGCAUCUCUCCUAAUGACCUUUGAGCAAAAAGUAUCCACGCAAGUAUUUGGUGUAUGUUGUGUCCUUCCCAGUUGUUAAUUUUCAAUCUCUUCCAUUCUUUGUGCCAUUUGCAAUGUUACAUAAUUGUGUUUAUUGUUGGGGACCAGAGCCUUUCGCAGGUGGGUCCAAAUAGCUUUAGGCUUUUGGUAUUUUCGCGUUGUACACAUGAAAGAGAUCUAAAAUAAUUUAUUGGAUGAUAUUCUAUUUCA
This is a messenger RNA of Manihot esculenta (cassava), 2405 nucleotides long. RefSeq names its product 3-hydroxy-3-methylglutaryl-coenzyme A reductase 1. Gene Ontology annotation, cellular component: endoplasmic reticulum membrane; peroxisomal membrane. Gene Ontology annotation, molecular function: hydroxymethylglutaryl-CoA reductase (NADPH) activity; protein binding. Lineage: Eukaryota; Viridiplantae; Streptophyta; Magnoliopsida; Malpighiales; Euphorbiaceae. Gene Ontology annotation, biological process: sterol biosynthetic process; coenzyme A metabolic process; isoprenoid biosynthetic process. The transcript has 4 exons. The record is from RefSeq and is a predicted model, not a curated record. Bases 115 to 1884 code for a protein of 589 amino acids.